CUCUGCCUAAUUUAGUUGUGCACUUCUGUUACUGCCAACACUGUGGCUAUAGGUUUUCAGGUCAAAUUGGGUGGAUCUCACAUACUGUAUUCUCUUUUCCAGUCUUCAGUGCCUAUUCUCACCUUUAAAGAGCUGGUAAUUGUCUGGACAUUGUCGGUAGUUUGUGAGUAUACAUGUCGGUUGGGCGUGACUAUCCAUUGCCAUGACUGAUACUAUUUAAUUCUUGGUCUGUAUUCUUUGUCUGUUCUCUGAUAAUGGGCCUAAUAUCUAUUUGAUCUACUCUGAAACUAAAUAAAGCAAUCACAGGAAGCCAAACAACAGUUAAUCUUAUUUGAUACACGCAGUUACAUUUUUUAAACAGAUAUACGUUUCACGCCUUAAGUAUGUUUGGAUAGUGUUGAACACAUUCAUUUGAGCCUUGUGAAGUUUCCCUUGUUUCUCCAUGUUUUCACCUACGGUCACACGUGCUGCGCAGCGUUGGUCCAGAGCCGUCUGCCGUCACGGAGGCUCUGUGGUAUGGGAUUCCUCAGAGAUGGUGUAACACGAGCGUAGAGCCUGAAGCGCUCCUAGGAGCACGCAGGGAAGUUGUGCCGUUAUUGUACGGAAGGUGAAGGGUGGAACUGGGGAGGGUGGGGGUAGAGUGAAAAUCGGUGAAAAACAGACCUAGCUGAACUAGUUUCAGCCUGCUCUUUGUAUGAAGGCUUACAGUUCUCUUGCUGUGGUGUGUGGUCAAAACACAUACCACAUUGUAUACCUGCAGAAGAGAUACAAUGGCUCCUUUAUGUUAAUGUGUAUAGGUUAAGUGUAAAUACAGAGAUUUACACAAGUAAAGGGCACACCUAAAGAGGACUUGAAACUAUUUAGCUAAUUCAAAUAAUUUGGAUCCAACAGCAGAGCUUUAUUUCCUUAAUCAUAUGACCCCAGUAUGACAAAUGGGCUAGGGUUUCGUGUGGAACUAUCUGAGCCUUCUCCUUUAUUUCUCUCCUGUUCGCUGUUGACCUUUCCAUGUGAAAUGGCUUGUGAAUGUCAUCUGGCUAUUUGCCUGUUUGGUGAAGACGGUUGCACUUGAGAAAGGGAACGCUCCUGUGCGAUCUUUGCAGUUACAGAAACCACCUGACCCAACUGGCAAACUUUCUACCAAUGGAGACUACCUUACUACAAACACAGAAUCUCUUGCUCCAUCAUUUAUUCAGAUAAGACACACCCUUCGGAGUGUGUUGAUGAAACUGGAAUCAUUUCUUCAGGCCCUUCAGUUGUUUUUUGUUGAGCCUUGCUAACUGUCACUUGUUGUGUAUACAAUGAACUCAUGACCCAACAGAUAAAGAAACAGGUAAUUAGACCAAAACAUAACAAAGAACAGCAAGAGGAACCAACAUUAUGACCAGGGCUCCAUUAUUUGCACAAUUUACAGACCUCUCAAGUAAGCUUGAGUAGGCAAAUUGUAACUGGAGCUCACUCUUAGUUCGCUUGGUUGAAUUAGUUCAACAAAGGUUCCAGUACUCAGAGAGCCCGUGUGCCCUCGGUCGUGUUUACACAUGUACGGUUCCACCUAGUCAGCUGCGUUUCCCUGCAGUAAUACUUCACAAACACCUUUCAGUUGACAGGCAGCUCACACGAAGGCAACGCACGUGAACCUGAGAUCGUCAAUACUCUGCUGGAAACACCCUGAAAUCAUACGCUUGCUUCAUAGCCCACAGGACAAACAUGUACCGCAGGUUCCAGGCGCCUGAGGAGUCUGCACAGAUUGGAGUGUUACAUGGCCCGCGGGGGGCACACACACACACACCUUCAAGGCCCAUGCGCACCUGUGCCCAGGUGUGCUGAGGAGGAACACAGGCCAAAUUCAUGUUAUUUUCCCCGUGCAUGUAGCUCUAGGGGUUGGUUGCCGUUGGAGACGGACAGACCAUAACAACACUGGCAAUAGCUUGGUGACUCAAUGCUGUGUCGAUGAUAAUCACUGUGCGAAACAAUAAGAGGGCAUUACUUGUUUGUGCUACAUAGCUGCAUGGAAAACAAGGAAAGUAUUGAUGAAAAUUGGAAAAUGUCAGUAUAAGACGGCAUCUGACAGUAGAAGGUGGCAACUGAAAGGUGUGAAUGUUUUUUUUAGCUAUGAUUAUGUGGGUAAAAGUCUGUUUUUAUUAGAUUUUUCCCAGUCCUCUAAGUGAAAUAUCCAAAGACUAUCAUUAUUUACGAGAACAGUCAAGAACAGGUAUGUAUUUUAGAGGUUAUGGUUCGGGCCUCUGAACACAAUAAGUUGAAAUUUUCAGGAUGUUUUUAUUUACCGACCAUUGUCAAAAUAUGUAAAAUGUCAAUUGACUAUGAUCAGUGACUAUGGAUGUCGUUUAAAUAUGAAAAUGAUCGGAUGUCUAAUAUCAUUAUUACUCAGAGAAAGACAGUAAUAGUGUAUCACAAUUGUUACAGUGUGGUUGUCUUAAAAACAACCCAGAAAGCCCUCUAAAGAUUGUGGACCUUGUUUUGAAUCUCCAGUCUUAGCUGUCAAAUGGAACAGCCAAAGAGGUUGAUUGUGCUAUUAGAUCUAAACAAGGAUUUCAAUGUUGGCAGACAUAAGGUCCCCCUGUCAAUCAUGUUGUGAAAACUGUACCUACAUUAUAGUUUACUUGUAAGACAGGGUAGUAGAACUGAUGCUGUUUAUUUCUUUUUUAUUUCCAUUAUGUAUAGUACUCAGUUAAAAGCUUCUCUUAGUUUGUUUUUAGAUUCUGUAGUGUACAUAUGACAGGUCUUUCAGGAAAGUCCUAUAUGUUGCUACCUGCAGACUGUGACAGACAAGCAAAACACAUUCUUGUUAUACCACAUGACUAUAUACAGCCGUGUACAUUGCCAACAGGAGAUGUGUGUGUGUGUGUGUGUGCGUGCGUGAGUGUGAGUGUGUGUGUGUGUGUGUGUGUGUGUGUGAGGAGUGGUUGCAGGAACUGGGGGCACUGGAGGGUUUCAGGUUACACUGCCGGCCUCUCUCACCUCUCUGCAGAUGGAAUCCCCAAACGCCUCAGCUAACUUUAGAAAAGGAAAACAAUCCAUACACACACACACACACACACACACACAUAUAUAUGUACAGGAAAAGACACAUGCAUUUAUGAACAAACAUAGAUGUGGCCACACACACAGACACAAUAUCCACAUAAACAAAAACAGAUGCAUGCACGUGUAUGCAUACGCGCACAAACACACACACACACACACACACACACUCUUUUACACACAAGCAUGUGCAUGCUUUCCUCCAGUUUAGACAGACCCACACGCCUUCACUCACUAAUGGUCACGCAUGCUCUCACACACUGUGGGCCGCACUGAUCCGACGUCAGCACGUUCCAGCCCAGAGGACUAUGGACUCUGGCUCUCCUGAUUACUGAGAGAUCACAGUGUGUAAAUCCUGUGGCCUGACAGCUCAAGGGCCUCUUGUGGGCUUUCAUUUGGCCGCUGAGGGUCUCGUCCCUGCCUGUUGGCAGCCAGGCACACAAUCUGAAGGACACUUUGCCCUCUGGUGGUGAAAAGUGGUAAUGAAUAGUCCCACUCCUCAUCUCACUCUACCUCCCCAGUCCAACUCCAUAUUUUAACAUCCCACUAUCAUAUUUUCAAUAAUAUGAUAUUGUUAUUAAAGUGUUACGUUUAUUUAUAUGCAUUUUAUAUGUACUGUACAUGCACUUUGUUUACAUUUGCCAAGAAGCAGCAACGGUAAAGAGUUUGGAGAGAGGAACAUUUACAUGAUCCAAUGUUAUAAAACCGGUUUUACAUUCUGGUUUGUGAUGGCUGAAGCUAUAUCUGUUUAUUCACUAGUGAUCUCCCAAAAACCUUACCCUUAAAACUUGUCUAAUGUCUAAUGACUGACUUAAAGCAUGCUUGACAUCUGUACUUCUUUCAGUUAGUAACAUUACAUUACCUCUGAUUACUGUAACUGGUGGGAUGAUGUGUGUGGUAAUCUGUGAAAUUUGUCCAUGGUGACCCCCCUCUGUCCCUCAAAAAAAGGGAGAGUCAUAACUGUGCUGAAUAAUUAAAGGAAGAGAAAUUGAGCGGCUCUAGUGUUUCGGGGCUGUUAUUGUUCCUGUGUGAGGCUGCUGAAUGGCAGCUUAAAACGUGAACUCCUCAUGCGCGAGGCUCAUCGCUGGGCGGGUACGGGUCAGUCCAGGGUUGGGGCUGUUGGUGUGGCCCACACUGAAGCUGAACUGCAAGGGGACUGAGGAUGCCUCGGGACAAGCUUGUCACCUCAGAGAGUGAUGUCAGCAUUGAGGUGAAUGCAGAGAAUGAAGAUGACCAUACAGAUUCCAAUGACACAGGCAGAGAAGUGACGAGAAGGAGAAAAACAAGAGAGAGGAGAGAAAGAGAAAACAAGAGAAAGGCAAAGAAUGGAGGGAGUAAGGGCGUUCCAGGACAUGACAUAAAGGAACGACCUGAGAGAGAGCACAGGAGAGGGAAGGGCGAGAAACGUAAAAACAAGGAGAAAGAAAAGACCGGAAUAGAGGAAGACGAUGAAGAGGUUGACAGAGAUCACAGGAGAGCGAAGGGCGGGAAACGUAAAGAUAAAGAGGAAGAAAAGACAGGAAUAGAGGAAGACAAUGAAGAGAUGGACAAAGAGUCCCAAAACCAGAAAAAGAAGGGGAAACAUGGAAAAGUGAAAAAGCUGCUUAAAGACGAGAAAGACACCAGGAAUCACAAGAGACAAGAAACUUCUAAAACAGAGGUAGAGAUAAAUACCAAUCAAAAGAAAGUCAAGAAGAAACAAGAAGAUGAACCACAACAGAGAGACAAAGGGCAUACAAAAAGAAAGGUGAAAGCUGAAACCAGUUCUGAAUCCUCUGACCUCUCAGACGUGGAAGAAUUAACAGAGGAAGAGGAGGAAGAUGAAGAGGAGGUGGGGAUAGUGGUGGGGGCUCUGACUCCAGAGGAGCUAGAGAAACUGAAGGAGGCGGUGGACGACAGGAAGAAGCUUGUCAGCACGCUCAGAGUAAAGCCCUGGUCCAUGAUGAAGAAACUACAAACCCUCAAGGAAUCCCAGGAGUUUGUGGAGAAAUAUGAGGGUGCUCUUGGGAAAGGAAGGGGCCGAAAGCUGUAUGCCUACAAAGUCAUGAUGUCAAAGAAAUGGAUGAAGUUCCUGCGGGACUUUGAGAACUUCAAGACAGCAUGCAUUCCCUGGGAAAUGAAGAUCAAAGACAUAGAAAGUCAUUUCGGAUCCUCUGUUGCGUCCUACUUCAUCUUCCUCAGAUGGAUGUAUGGAGUUAAUAUUAUUCUCUUUGGACUGACAUUUGGCCUGGUCAUGGUACCAGAGGCACUGAUGGGAAGACCGUAUGGAAGCAUUCCUAGGAAGACUGUUCCCAGAGCGGAGGAGACGAACGCCAUGGACUUUGCGGUCUUGUGGGAUUUUGGGGGGUUUGCUAAGUACUCGGUGCUCUUCUAUGGUUACUACAACAACCAGCGGACUGUUGGCUGGCUGAAGUUCCGCAUGCCUCUCUCUUACUUCCUGGUUGGGGUUGGCACAGUGGGAUACAGCUACAUGGUGGUCAUAAGGAGGAUGGCCCGCAACGCCAAUGAGCAAGGCGGUGGAGACGACACCAGUUUCAACUUUAGCUGGAAGACAUUCACCAGCUGGGACUACCUCAUAGGGAACUCUGAAACUGCAGACAACAAGUUUGCCUCCAUCACAACCAUUUUUAAGGAGGCCAUUGUGGAGGAGCAAGAGAGCAGAAAGGACGACAACAUCCACCUGACCCGCUUCCUCAGGGUCCUGGCCAACUUCCUGGUGCUGUGCUGCUUGGCAGGAAGUGGAUAUCUGAUCUACUAUGUCGUGAGGAGGUCUCAAAAGUUUACCCUCGCAGGGCUGGAGAACUACGGCUGGUGGGAACGAAAUGAAGUGAACAUGGUGAUGUCUCUGCUGGGGAUGUUCUGUCCGAUGCUGUUUGACGUGAUCAGCUCUCUGGAGAACUACCACCCUCGUGUCGCCCUCCAGUGGCAGCUCGGGCGCAUCUUCGCCCUGUUCCUGGGGAACCUCUACACCUUCAUCAUCGCCCUCAUGGACGAGAUCAACCUCAAAAGGAAAGAAGAGGAGAUCGUAAAGCUUAACAUGACUAUGUGGCAAGCCAGCCUGUACAACGGAACCCUGGGAGUGAACACCACUGCUCCCAGUAUCACUGCCGAUCCAGCAGAUGUCCCUCGUGGACCGUGCUGGGAAACUAUGGUUGGACAGGAGUUUGUGCGCCUCAUCAUAUCCGACACCAUGACUACGUACGUGACCCUGCUGAUUGGGGACUUCUUCAGGGCGUUGAUCGUGCGCUUCCUCAACUACUGUUGGUGCUGGGACCUGGAGGCUGGCUUUCCAUCCUAUUCAGAGUUUGAUGUCAGCGGAAAUGUCCUGGGCCUAAUCUUUAAUCAGGGAAUGAUCUGGAUGGGAGCAUUUUACGCCCCCUGUCUGCCGGCUCUGAACGUGCUGCGCCUCCACGUCUCCAUGUACCUGCAGUGCUGGGCUGUCAUGUGCUGCAACGUCCCGCAGGAGCGCGUCUUCAAGGCCUCCGGCUCCAACAACUUCUACAUGGCCAUGCUGCUGGUCAUCCUCUUCCUCUCCACCCUGCCUGCCAUCUACACCAUCGUGACCAUCCCCCCCUCCUUCGACUGUGGUCCAUUCAGUGGGAAAUCUCGGAUGAUUGACGUGAUCCAGGAGACCCUGGAGACAGAUUUCCCAGCUUGGAUUGGGAAGGUGUUCAGCUAUGUGUCCAAUCCUGGACUCAUCCUUCCUUUCCUAUUGCUCAUGGUAUUAGCAAUAUACUACCUUCACUCUAUAUCUAAGACAUACAAGCAGUUCAACCUGGAUCUUAAAAAGAAACUUCAAACACAAAAUGAAGAAAAUAAAAAGAAGAAUAAAAGAGCUGCACUUAAGGCAGCAAAUGACCUGGAGGAGGCCAGAAACGCCUCAUCCCAAUUACAGCUGGAACAGCAGAGCAACAACAACGCUUCAAGCAGGGAUGACAGAAGUUUGGACAACAGUGAUGCUACAACUUAUCAGAGAGAGAAUGGACACUCCACAUAUCCAACAAAGAAUCGUUAUGGACCCUCAGAUCCCCAUAGAUACACAAACAGACCUCCAGUUCCAAGAGGACCUGGUAUGCCAGGGUACCUACCAGGUCUUCCACAUCAACCAGCAUCCAAAUUAGCAAGGCGCACUAAUUUACAAGACUGACUGACAAGUACAGACAAUGGAUGGACAGAAUGGAUGUUUUUAUGGAUAAUAAAGGUGCUGAGAAGUGGACAUGGCUACCAAACAUGCACUGCAACUGGCUGGCUGGACAUUCAAAAGUGCCAUUUGAGGAGGAGACUGCGGCCAGAGUUUGAUGGGACAUUCGAGUUGGUCCUUAGGAAUGGAAAUAUCUGACUUACUUUCUUUGAUGGGGGAUAUAGAUGUUCCUGUCACAUGCACUAGGACCAAAGUGUCCAAUGGGACUUUCGUAGAACUACGUGAAGCCUUGUGAACUCUUGUUUAUCUCUUUAUCGCCAUGGUCUGGUGCAACACAAGUGCUUUCGACAAACUCAAUCAAACAGCAUCAGUCUACCACAAGCAAUGUAACUCUAUCUUAGUCCAUGGCUCUUGCCGCAUCACUGGGAAAAUAGACUCUUCAGGUUAUCUCAAGGUUAUAUAAAUAAACACAUUCGUUUGGACUGUCUAGGCAUUACACCACUUCUGUUUUGCUGUAAGUUUAUCCCCAAGUCAAAGCUAUAUUGACAAUGGCAAAGCAGGCAGCCAGUACCUUAAUAACUAGUUGAAAGAAUAUAAUGAAAGUUUGUUCUCAACAGAACUGUCUCUAUGGAAGAAUACAGUGCAAUAUUUUAGUCUAAUUCUAUAGACAGAAGGCUAUCAUACAAUAUAAUACUUUUUUUGUUCUGUGUAUUUCCCCAGAAACAUGCAUUCCAUGUUUAAUCAUGACUGGUCCAUCCUUAUAUCAACAAAUUAAAUCAAACACAGUAUCAGAUUGAUUUCUUGGCUUAACAUUCUACCCCUCCUUAGUAUUACACUUCCCUUAUUACUAAAUCUGAAAAAAGUAUUAGGUGACUACUGUCAUCUCAGUGCAAAGUAUUCUCAAAACCACUCCGGUCAAUCGGGUGUUGAGUGUCUGCAGGGCAGAUUCUUUGCCCAGGCAACAGAUUUGGCAGCGACUGCUUGUUUUCACUUCAGUGAUGGAGGAAUUUUAGCCUACCCUGUGUGGGGUAGAUGCAUAAGACCAUACUUUUCCUGGCAAACGGACCCUACAGAGCGCAGUCCUGGAUGGUCAGUAUUACUUUGGCCCUGAUUAAGAGAAGGGGUGGUCCCUUCAUAUACAGGAUGAUCAGGCAUCUUCCAAAAAAAAAAAAAAAAUGUCAUGCCACCCUGACAUUUAUUCAUUACAGAGUUGGCACACCAGUUUCAUUAACAUUUCAAUGCUAAUACAAAAUUAAUGACCAGCUUAUCAUUAAGUAUUUAUUCAAGUCAUUUGAGACCCUUAGAUGGGAAGCCCUUAAUUUUAUAAACUAAGCUGUGCUGUAGACGGAAAAUAUUGAGCUUUACCCCCCAAAUUUUGCAAUGAACUGCAAAAAAGAAUUACUUGGGUAACGUUGGACGGUUCUCUCUCUAGAGAUCGAAUGAUUAGGCUAUGUUUGCAUGUCUGCAGUGACAUUAACGCGUUUAUAGGUUAGCGCAUUGUUAGUUACAUUGUAAACAAGCUGCUGAAAAAGUUCAGCUGUUUU
Molecule: messenger RNA, 8724 nt
Organism: Clupea harengus (Atlantic herring)
Lineage: Eukaryota; Metazoa; Chordata; Actinopteri; Clupeiformes; Clupeidae
Gene: tmc1
Product: transmembrane channel-like 1
Biological process (GO): vestibular reflex; detection of mechanical stimulus involved in sensory perception of sound
Cellular component (GO): plasma membrane
Molecular function (GO): mechanosensitive monoatomic ion channel activity
Source: RefSeq, a predicted model, not a curated record